AUGACAUUUGCUAUUGAGCCCUGUUUCCCGGCAGAUGCCCCUGGCCUUGCCACUGCCAUGAUGAGCGCCCGUCUCACAGAUCCCCAUUGGGUAAAACAAUGGGAAGACAAUGUUCUUCCUAACGACAUAAUUACCAAAGCCAUCGACCGCGUCCCUUGGAACCUGAUCAGUGGACGAGAGACCAAACGACAUCAAAAAGUGAUUGACGUCCGCUCGGGCGAAAUCGUUGGAUACGGGCGGUGGCUACUCCCUCCUCAUCUAGCGAGAAAUGAUGUCUGGCAAGAAGCCCAAGUAGCCGAGGUCACAUCUGAUGAGCGAGCAGUUUUUGAAAAGCUGGCUCAAGCAUACACGAAAAACGGUCGUCCCAUCGGCCUCAAGUCUGGGGCAGAGAUGAAUUACAGAAGUGCACCCCUCGAGGCUGCUGAUGAGCGGGUCACGCGAGAUGGUCCAUUCCUAACGCUGGACUAUUUGACCACGACCCCUUCUUAUUGGCGGCGUGGUGUUGGAACGAUGCUGGUUGAAAGUGGGUUGCAAAUUGCCGAUCAGUAUAAAUUGAAGACAUAUGUUAUGUCGGAGCCGGCCGCAUUGAAACUAUAUCUUAAUCUUGGGUUUAAGCUAGUAGAGACAGUGUCUACUGAUUAUUCCCAGUAUGGAGGGUUGGAGCCUAUGGUGCACCAUUUUCUGGUUCGCGAGCCUUCGAUAUAG
Penicillium longicatenatum is the source of this 705-nucleotide messenger RNA. Its product is annotated as GNAT family N-acetyltransferase. The transcript is spliced from 2 exons. The record is from RefSeq and is a predicted model, not a curated record. Gene Ontology annotation, molecular function: acyltransferase activity, transferring groups other than amino-acyl groups. Lineage: Eukaryota; Fungi; Ascomycota; Eurotiomycetes; Eurotiales; Aspergillaceae. Bases 1 to 705 code for a protein of 234 amino acids.